Enterobius vermicularis (human pinworm) is the source of this 1557-nucleotide messenger RNA. The record is from the annotation of a GenBank genome assembly. Lineage: Eukaryota; Metazoa; Nematoda; Chromadorea; Rhabditida; Oxyuridae.
AUGACUUCCCAACAAGUUGCCCUAUAUGUGUCCUGCAGGGAUUUACCGACUGAUGCUUUCUCCGGAGUUAGAGUAGCAGUUUUUGCUUGUCCUGAAGGAGUUUUAAUUAUUGAAAAACUUUACUCGCUUCAGAUCGGUCAGACGGAGACAGUUGUUGGGAAUAUAAAUCCCGUUUUUAGCAGAAGUACAUCAAUAAUUUUUCGGUUCGAAUUCCCUCAAAAAAUACGAUUUGUUCUAUAUCGUGUGAAUGGGAAGUCAGAAACGCUCUUAGAUACAAUAGCGGCAGUCGAAUGCUCCUUAGGAGAGGUACUGUCUCGAGGUGGUAUUACUGAAUUACCUCUUUUUCCUGAGCAGGGUAAUGAUACGACUUUGCUUUGCCUAGAAGUUAGGGCCGCAGAAUAUUGUAACGAUGCAUUACGCCUACAGUUUUGUGGCCACCAUUUGCACUCACCAUCUGAUGCGUAUCCACUCUCAGCUUAUUUUGUUAUGCUAUUAAUCGAUGAAGGCUCUCAACGCCUUCUUUACAAGAGUGAGCACAUAGCCGAAAAGAAUCCUGUCUGGCGAAGCUUCAUUGUUCUUGCAUCUCAUUUUGCGACUGCAACUACACCGGCUGCUCCAAUCGAGAUAGUCGUUUAUAACAAUAACACAAAUGCACCAGACACCAUAAUUGGACAAUUUACCACCAACUUGGAUCGGCUGUUACGUGGGAUUGGAGCUAUAAACACAUACAGAGUGCUGAAGUCUAAACGUAAGAAAGACGACAUUUCUUCGGUUGAGUUAAUGAAUGCAAUUCAAGUCACUUCCUGUUCGUUCCUUGACUUCCUCAAAGCUGGAACUGAACUACACUUUUCGGUUGCUGUAGAUUUUACCGCUUCAAAUGGCAACCCAUUGGAACCUACAUCUUUACAUUACAUUCAUCCUCACAACCCAAACUGUUACAUGACUGCACUGAGGACUGUCUCAAGUUUGAUAGAAAAGUAUAACAGACACGGAAAGAUCGCUGCGUUCGGAUUUGGCGCCCAAGUUCCUCCUAAUUACGAGCUUUCUCAUCUUUUUUUUCUGAAUGGUGAAAGAGAUCCCCACGUGCAAGGUGUUGAUGGUCUUUUGUCAGCUUAUCGUUCUGCUUUAUUCGGCAUAAGACCAUAUGGUCCCACUGAUUUUUCGGAAGUUAUUUAUCACGUUUACAAGUUUGGUGCGGCUGUUAACCGGCUGGGAGGUAGUGAACAAUAUUUUAUACUUUUAAUUGUGACAGACGGUUGUGUCACUAACCCACAAAAAACUUUGGAUGCGAUUGUUAAAUGUUCAUUUCUUCCAGUAUCUAUUAUUAUUUUGGGUGUUGGUCAAAGGGAUUAUUCUCCAAUGCAAAAAUUGUUGUCAUGUUCAUUGAAAUCGUCAGACGGUGAGGCGUUGCAGCGUGACGUUGUUACUUUCGCACAUUUCACGGAGAAUAUGACAGAGAGCGAACUUCUUGCAAAACUCUUAGAAAAUGUGCCAAGACAAUUCAUUUGUUGGGCGAAUCUGAGCGGUAAAUUUCCAGGAGAAAAAGCGAAACUUUAA